Messenger RNA from Nycticebus coucang (slow loris), 4770 nucleotides. It is a transcript of the gene STX16, whose product is annotated as syntaxin 16. Lineage: Eukaryota; Metazoa; Chordata; Mammalia; Primates; Lorisidae. The transcript has 10 exons. The record is from RefSeq and is a predicted model, not a curated record. The coding region runs from base 1168 to 1989 and encodes 273 amino acids. Gene Ontology annotation, biological process: intracellular protein transport; vesicle-mediated transport; vesicle fusion. Gene Ontology annotation, molecular function: SNAP receptor activity; SNARE binding. Gene Ontology annotation, cellular component: SNARE complex; endomembrane system; membrane.
AGAACCCCGGACCACAGCACGGAAACGGCCCGGGGCUGAACUGCAAUCAGAUCCGGGGAUGGAGGGAGCCGGAGAAGAGGAGUGAGAAGGCCGGGGAGGCAGUCCCUGUUGUCCUCCUGGAGGCCUGCAGUCUGCUUGCAGUGAAGGACCAGGCUGCCCAGGAAAGGAAGGGGUCAGGAGGUCGGGCAGGGCCUGAGCAGGCGCAAACAAGUUUGAGAAAGGGAGCAGCAGGCGCUCCCACGCUGCCUCCUUGUCCAUAGAGCAUAGUUUAGGCCUCUGGUGGGAAAAUUAAGUCAGAACCAGGCCUCAAGGCACGACCUAGACUCUUAAGAGCCAAGUUAGGGGUAGAGGACCAAGACCUUCGGGGGUCUGAGAAAUUAAGGAGAGUAGGGGGCUUCAGGCCCUCCCACUGCAGAGCUGGAUUGGCGAGUUAGACGCUUGUAGAUCCAAAGUUGGAUUGGGGAGGGGUCUCUAGGACGUUGGCUAGCUAAGCAAGGAUUGGGGGGAUUCAAGUGCUUAGAGAUCGAAGGCAGGUCUUGGGUAGGGGGAGUCAGACAAUUGAAAAGCCUAGGUGGUUAUUUGGGGAGGGGUCUUUGCUCUUUGUCGAAGCUUCUCCUUUUUGGCUGCAGGCCUGAGGCCUUGUCAAGAGGUUUCUUUGAAUGGGUGGGCUGCUGAAGCCAGACCAAGAGCAAGAAAGUGAACAAAUCAGGAAUAUAUGGGUGGGGGGCCCCUGAGAGGGGGGUCACAAAGGGUGAGACAUGGCCACCAGGCGUUUAACCGACGCUUUCUUGUUGUUGCGGAAUAAUUCCAUCCAAAACCGGCAGCUGUUAGCCGAGCAAGUGAGUAGUCACACCACCUCCACCUGAUUGUCUAUCAGCGGAAUCUUGGAGGCUUCUGAGCCCAUGCUUGGCUGACUUCACCAUACACGCUCCCAGGGUCUCACAUGGAAGCGAGAGUUGCCAGGCUGUCAUUUUUAAGGUCCCUUCUGGACUUUUUAAAUGUUCAUUGCCACGGACAGUCCAGAAUUGUAGUACCAGAUCAAGUCAAAUUCAUGUUCUCAAGUAUGUCCAAGGAAGUUAAGAACUGGUGCAUGAAAAAGAUAGGAAAACAAUUCCAAAUCCUAGCAGUACCAAAAGCAAGUUUGUAAUACAGCUUGCUGAUGACCGUAUGGCACUGGUGUCGGGCAUCAGUUUAGAUCCAGAAGCAGCAAUUGGCGUGACAAAACGGUCCCCUCCUAAAUGGGUGGAUGGAGUGGAUGAAAUACAGUAUGAUAUUGGCCGGAUUAAACAGAAGAUGAAAGAAUUAGCCAGCCUUCAUGACAAGCAUUUAAACAGACCCACCCUGGAUGACUGCAGUGAGGAGGAGCACGCCAUUGAAAUAACCACCCAAGAGAUCACACAGCUUUUCCACAGAUGCCAGCGAGCUGUGCAGGCCUUGCCCAGCCGGGCCCACAGGGCCUGCUCCGAGCAGGAGGAGCGGCUGCUCCGGAAUGUGGUGGCCUCCCUGGCCCAGGCCCUGCAGGAGCUGUCCACCAGCUUCCGGCAUGCACAGUCGGACUACCUCAAACGCAUGAAGAAUCGAGAGGAAAGAUCCCAGCAUUUUUUCGAUACGUCAGUACCACUAAUGGAUGACGGGGAGGAUAAUACACUUUAUGAUCGGGGUUUUACAGAUGACCAGUUAGUGCUUGUGGAGCAGAAUACACUGAUGGUGGAAGAGAGAGAGCGAGAGAUUCGCCAGAUUGUACAGUCCAUUUCUGACCUGAAUGAAAUAUUUAGGGACUUAGGAGCAAUGAUUGUGGAACAGGGCACAGUCCUUGAUAGGAUUGACUAUAAUGUUGAACAGUCCUGUAUCAAAACCGAAGAUGGCUUGAAACAGCUUCACAAGGCAGAACAGUAUCAAAAGAAGAAUCGGAAAAUGCUUGUAAUUCUAAUACUAUUUGUCAUCAUCAUUGUCCUCAUUGUCAUCCUCGUCGGUGUGAAGUCCCGCUAAGUGGCAUUGGGCUCUCGUGUGUGCGGCACAUGUGGGUUUCCUAGGCGUGAGAGGUUUGGCCUACGCCCCGCCAGCUGCCUACAGAGGUGCAGCCACGAGGGACCCUCAGGCAUCAGGGCAGAGGACCUUUCCACGGACCCUCUUCACAGCCGUGCUCAAGCGAGGAGAAUGGGUUUAUGUUUUUCCUUCAUGUUGAGUAUUUAAGGACCUUUGAUACUGUUGGAGAAUAAAGAUUGAGUUCUAUGAUCAGUUUUAAUACUUUUUUUUUUUUAAGAAAGAGAAAAUGAGUUGAAAGUUAACAGGCACUGCAAAAGCUGUUCAGUGUUAUUGUGUAUAUGCUAUUUUUUUAGCAGUCAUGUCUGAGCAGCAUAUUAAAAUAAUUUUUGGAAAAAAAUUUUUUAAACCAUCUAGUUUUUAAGAAAUUUGGUACCAAAAAUUUAUGAGUAGAGGUGAAAAUGCCUCUUCAUCUUUCUCUGUAUAUUUUCCAAUUGAAAACAAACUAAGAAGUCCUUUAAGAAUUUAUAAUCCGUUCCCCAUUAACUUAAUUUAGCUUUUCCAUCACUGUUAAUGAUCAGAGUAACAAAGUGUGAAAAAUAAGAAACCAUCAUUGAUGUUAAUUAACACAUUUAGAUGGGCCAGUUAAAACAGCUUCAUAAGUUUGAAUUUAAUUGCAAAUGGAAUAUUCCUCAUUUAAAAUUUUUGCUCUGCAUUUUCUACUGUAAACCAAAAGGGGUUACUAAGCCAAACUACCUAAAUUUAAAAGUUGGUGAUUUGAAUGAACCUCAUAUUAAAGGAAGCUUGACAGUGUCAUGAAAGUCACCAGAUUCAGCUAGUGUGGCCCUCGGUGUCCCCCCACCAUCCUUAGCCCAUUACUUAUAUGCUAACUACAUAAUGACCUGUUCAAACCAGACUCCAUUUAAUGAACUGUGAAUUUACACAGAGGCCAUUUUAAAUGGGUCACCCCAUUUAGGAUUAGUGGAUUUCAAAUUAUUAACCAAACAUAACUCCAUUUCAAAGUAAAAUAUUCUACCAGUGACUUGAUUGAUUGGCUCUUCCGUUGCUACUUAGCAAUGCCCAGAGAGCAGGCAUAUUUCUGAGGGCUGUGGACAUGAUGACUAGGAAAUGUGUCGUUUGUGAGGGUGCAGAUCAGAUUACCACAGGGGGGCUUUGUCAGUUACCCACCUGUUAUCAAUAUGGUGCUCGAAAUGUUCCUGGAACUGUAGAAUAAUGUGGAAAGCGAUAACUUUGAAAACUGAAGUUGUUCAUGUUUCAUGGACCUUGUUUUGACACCACUAUCAUUUUAAUGGUCUUUGUGUAAUUUUUGAUAGCUUUUUCUUUGUUUUUGCUUCUCUUAAUGUGUUACGUUUCAUUUGGACCAGUCACAUAAAAUGUUUCUCUAGAAUUGACUGUGAAGUUGUUCCCAGAAAUUUAAACCCAAGUCCAGAGAGUCAAGUUGUCCAAACAGAUCAUGGGCUUAAUACCCAAACCUGCCUGAGUCGAUGCCUCCAGGCAGCCACUGAGUUUCUUUGACUCAUGUGGCUGUAGAAUGAAAUGACCCAAAGGUUAAAGGUGUUCCUGAGAUUUCAGGAAAUAGUGUGGUAUUCCCUGACAAACAUCUGUUAGAAAAGAGGGCCAGGGAAUAAGAACUCAGUGACUCCUCAGUCACCUCUGAAACACCGUCUUCUACCAGUCCUGAGAGUCACUCUGAGUCUCAGCUAGACGAUGACCACAGGCAGACUGUUGCUCAGGAGUGGGGCACAGGUGGGUGCUGUGCCUCAGAAACAGUCUGCAGUGACAGGAUUCCUGAAGUCUGUCUUUCCAUUGAAGAAAGUGACCCUCUAAGAAAGGAUUGCUGUUCAUUUCUAUUUAUUAACCGAAUAUGGUGAUCGGGGGUUGGUUUCAGAUCCCACCCCCCCAUUUGGGUAAAAUGAUGGAUCUGAUUAGAAAUUGUUCUAAGGAUCUCAUUUUGGAAUGGGGAACUGUCUCUUCUUUCCAAAGCCAGUUCAGGGUCAGCUAAAGCUGUCUGCUGCCAUAACUGCUGUCCUCAGGCAGGAAACAGCCUAGAUCUGGCCCCAGAGCCUGUAUCCUAACUUGUCGGGGUCCUCAAAUGACUAUAUUUUUCUGUUGAGCCUGUGUCUGGGGAAAGAUCAGUAGCAUUUGAAGAGGUAAGAGAAAAUAAUCAUGUCCUGUACCUCAGGGUUCCUCUCUGUGAAGGAGGUGGACCCCUUUCCUUGCUGGCAGCCUGCACCAGGGCACGACGUGCCCUUUGGGUCUCUCUCUUGGGCCAUGGAGAUGACAAUCGCCCAGUCUAGUCUCUUCCCUGCCUACCACGCACCUGGGGAAGAGGCUUACCUGGGAGGAGAAAGAAGUGUCCGCCCUCCAUCCUCCCAAGCUCCUGAUCUUCCCAGGAUUGUCGCUGAAAACUGCUGUCUCUUGUUUGUUCAUUUUGGGGUUGCUGGUGCUGGCUGGGCCGUGCCGUGUGAAGCAGUGUGUGUCUCUAAUUUAACAGAUUUACUGCUUUCUCUGCUAAUUGAGAGAGCAUUAUUUAUUUGUUUUGACACAAGUGCUUUCAGUGUUUUAUCCUAGCUAAUGGCUUCUUAAAGGUAAUAAAACCCUUCCAACCUAAUUGGUCAGAUUAAGACUUUUUUCUCUUGUAUGCUUAAAUAAAGCAAUUAGUGAAGCGCUUCUAUCCAAAAUGACUUUUUUUGUCCAUUUUUAAAACUAAUUUACUGUUACUGGAAACUUUUUGUACAAUAAAGCCAUCAUGCGGAUUGAAGAACA